AUGAAGGAAGCAAACUGCAACGGGGACAUAUUCUGGGCACCAGUCGAUGGCGACUUGAGUUGCCUCGGUCACGUGACGAAAAAGAUCACAACCGGUUCGUCGUGCAACGUCAAAUGCGUCGCAUCUUAUGCCACUCCUGAUAAGAUCACGUGUUUACAGAGCGGAUGGGAUACUGACGUAGAUAGGUCUACAUGUGAUGCUACAAAAGGCGGUCUCGGGCCAGUCGGACAAAUUAUGCUCAUCGUCGUCUUUCUCGUCCUCUUGUCCAUCGGAACAUUCGCCUGGCAAAAAUAUCGCAAAAGCAAAAUCAACCCGGCAGAUCAAGCCGGCCAGGGGCCAAAAUAUGCAGGAGACGUUCCAAACUUUGACCGCGAAAAGUCAUAUGGAAUGGGCCGCGAUGGAUUUGACAAUUUACAGACGGUGAAUUUGGGCGAGUUGUCGCCUCUCCCGCAGCCUAAGAAUCGACCUGGCGGUGGUUAUCAUCCGGCUGGAGCGGGAAUUCAUGACUUUAUGGGAACCUGUACUAUUGGAACUGUAUCCCAAAACCCUAAACUUGGUCAGUGGCACGAAGACCCAAAAAAUCUUGCCUAG
Molecule: messenger RNA, 591 nt
Organism: Oikopleura dioica
Lineage: Eukaryota; Metazoa; Chordata; Appendicularia; Copelata; Oikopleuridae
Source: the annotation of a GenBank genome assembly